GAAAGGGUUGUUCUGCUCAGAGACUGUGUUUGUGUCGUACGAAGCGAGGGAUUGUUACUUAGAUUCGCGAAAGUUGCAGACACAGUAAGGAUUCAACAUGGCAGCAAUCAGGAAAAAGCUAGUCAUUGUAGGUGAUGGCGCCUGUGGAAAAACUUGCCUUCUUAUCGUGUUCUCUAAAGAUGAGUUUCCUGAGGUUUAUGUGCCCACAGUUUUUGAGAAUUACGUGGCCGACAUUGAAGUUGAUGACAAGACGGUAGAGCUAGCAUUGUGGGAUACAGCAGGACAAGAAGAUUAUGACAGGCUACGACCUCUCUCCUAUCCUGACACUGAUGUUAUUUUGAUGUGCUUCUCCAUUGAUAGUCCUGACAGUUUGGAGAACAUUUUUGAAAAAUGGACUCCUGAAGUCAGGCAUUUCUGCCCUAGUGUACCAAUCAUUUUGGUUGGUAACAAGAAAGAUCUGAGAAAUGAUGAAAAUGUAAAGAGAGAGUUAGCAAAGAUGAAACAAGAGCCUGUUAAAUAUGAGGAGGGAACUUUAAUGUGUGAAAAGAUCGAUGGCGAUGCUUAUUUGGAAUGCUCUGCUAAAACGAAAGAUGGAGUAAUAACUGUUUUCAGGACAGCCACAAGAGCAGCACUUGACGCUAAGAAAAAGAAGAAGAAGGGCAAGUGUACAUUGUUGUAAAAUAUACACUGUAUGGAAAAACAAUAACCUGGUGGUGAAACUUACAAAAACUGAUUGAUCUCCACAUACUGAGGUGACAGGAUUUGUUUUUGAAACCCAAAGGAGAAUUCUGUUGUAAAUUGUUGACCAUUCCUUCCUUUAUCACCAAAUAAAUACAGUCUUUUGGA
Messenger RNA from Orbicella faveolata, 846 nucleotides. RefSeq names its product ras-like GTP-binding protein RHO pseudogene. Lineage: Eukaryota; Metazoa; Cnidaria; Anthozoa; Scleractinia; Merulinidae. The record is from RefSeq and is a predicted model, not a curated record.